Molecule: messenger RNA, 912 nt
Organism: Brachypodium distachyon (stiff brome)
Lineage: Eukaryota; Viridiplantae; Streptophyta; Magnoliopsida; Poales; Poaceae
Product: coiled-coil domain-containing protein 12
Exons: 5
Coding region: 117-686 (189 amino acids)
Cellular component (GO): U2-type spliceosomal complex; post-mRNA release spliceosomal complex
Source: RefSeq, a predicted model, not a curated record
ACCCAAACACAUCCUCCUCCUCGUCUUCCCGAUCGAAGCGAACCUCUCGGCGAAGAAGAAGAGAGAGAUCGCUGAAACCCUAGGAGCCGGAGCAAGCUCAGGACGACGACGAGGGGAUGGAGGACGCCACCGCCCGCCGCGAACGCCUCCGCGCCCUCCGCGCAGCCAAGGAGCUCCUCUCCACCCCCGACUCCGCCACCGCCUCCGCGACAGCUCCCUCCGCCGAGCAGCAGAAUGGUAAACAUGCGACCACAGAAGAACAGGUAAACCAACCAGCAUUACCAGAUCCUGUGGACGCACCUGAGGAUGCUUCAAAGGAGAAUGUGAGCCCAACUAAGGAAUCUGAUGAGCUUGAAGAUAAUGGCGAGAUACCACUGAAGUUCAGAAACUAUCUUCCUCAUGAUGAACGACUUCGAGGUGGUAAGGUGGCACCGUUGUCUCUUCCCAAGUUUGAAGAUCCAAUUGCAGCUGAUGCUGCUGAGCCAAAGCAACUUGAGAACCCUUUUGGGAACAUCGCUCCAAAGAACCCAAACUGGGACCUGAAACGGGAUGUGCAGAAGAGGGUGGACAAGCUGGAGAAGCGCAUGCAGAAAGCUCUGGCAGAGAUUGCAUGUGAGUUACUGGUAGAUGAUGUGGAGCAGCAAAAGGAGAAAGAGGCCCUGGAGGAGGGAAGCGACGCAGCUUAAGCGAUACUGGUUGUGGUCCAAACAUUUUUGUAGCACAGCUGAAGUCAAACCUUGAUAUGUGUGUAAUGCAUGGUGUGGCCGAGGACUGAACGUGGGAUAUUGUAGGAAAAGUGUGGAAGCUUUUCAUUUAGUAUCCAGAAUUUUGAGUUCUAUUGAUGGUUAGUGAUCGAAUUAACCAUGUCUCAUGAAUUUGAGAAGCUAGCUCGCCAUGGACUUGCCAUGCUUA